AAAAAAGAUGUGUGUGAAGAAAUCUCAUGCAUAUACAAUGAAGUUGAAGCAUUAGGGUUCAUGCAAAAAUUUUAUGCUCAUCGGCUAUAAAUAUAUCUUCAAGAAAACAAAAAUAAACAAAAGAUAGAAUAACAACAACAAAAAAAAAAAGAGAAGAUGGGGAAAAAUUUAUGGGCAUUAAUAUAUGUAACAAUGAUGAUAUUAAUAAUAGUUGAAGUGGAAUCAAGUCUUCAUAGAGUAGGCGGAGGAAGAUACACUUGGAACUCCGACGUUAACUUCUCCGAUUGGGCCAACCACCAACGUUUCUACUCCGGCGACUGGCUUUAUUUCGGGUUUAAUCGCACGCGUCACAACAUCCUUCAAGUAAACAAGAGUAGCUACGAGCAAUGCGUCGACAACGAUUACAUAUUCAACAUAACAAGAGGAGGACGAGAUGUUUUUCAACUCCUAGAACCAAAGCCUUACUACUUCAUUUGUGGUAGAGGUUAUUGUCACAAAGGUAUGAAGUUUGCCAUCAACGUCCUUCCUCAACCAUCACCAUCAGCUCCAACCAAUCUCGCCUCAACCACCACUCAUCUCAUACCAUCAAAUGCUAUCACCGCAGCCAUUCUCAUUUUCACCUUUAAAGCUUUACUACUUUGACUAUGCUUAUGUCAUUUGUUUGUUGAGUUGGGUUCAAUGUAUGAACUAUAAAAAAGUUUGGGACACUUUUCCAAACUUCAAAAGUUUUCACUUCAGUAA
Molecule: messenger RNA, 741 nt
Organism: Arabidopsis lyrata subsp. lyrata
Lineage: Eukaryota; Viridiplantae; Streptophyta; Magnoliopsida; Brassicales; Brassicaceae
Product: lamin-like protein
Exons: 2
Coding region: 157-642 (161 amino acids)
Cellular component (GO): plasma membrane
Molecular function (GO): electron transfer activity
Source: RefSeq, a predicted model, not a curated record